AUGGGUAUUCCAACGUUUUCGGAGGAACUCAGGGAUAUCGAGCAUAGGCUAGCUGUAUUGUCCUUGAACCAGCCCGAGAAGGACGCGAUGCCUAAGAAAGAGGUUCAUCAUACCGGCAAGAGGGCUCUAGAAUCCCCUCCUAAAAAAACCUUCUUUUCGCUGCCACUGGAGGUGCGGCGAAUGAUUUACGAGGCAAUCUAUGAGUAUGAUUGGGCCGCUGACGGUAUACUCGACUAUGCACAGCAAGGUCUAUACUACUACAAGACAUCAUUCCCAUCCAUGGGACUCACUCUAGUUUGCAGAAAAAUGUACAACGAAGUUACUCCGCACAUAUAUAAGAGAGUGAGAAUAGGUCUUCCUCUCCAAGACUGGCAUAGAUUCUUCUGUGAGAUUGGCCCUCACAAUACAUGCCAUUUCCAACACAUCACGAUCGACUACAACUGCUCGCUGUGGGGAGGUGCCUCGGACUGUUGGGGACGGGAUGAAUACAAAGAUAACUACAACAAAUGGGAAGGAAUAUUUCGGAGCCUUUAUCACGGACACGUAAAGCCUAAAAGCGUCAUGGUUUAUUACGACCCUUGCGAAGACUACCAUACGACAGAAGACGGUAUGCCGGUGGACGGUUAUCAAUACCGCCGCUGCCAAGUUUACGAAGACAUGUGGUUCGUCGAGGGUAUCAUUCGGUGUUUUUCGGAAGCCUGGAAGAUAGAAAUGGCUGGCAAAUUCAAUCCUCUCUGGGGACAUCUCUUACGCGAAGGUCUCGACUUCGUUCUUAAACGUACUGGCGACCGACGAAUAACACUAUUCAAUCCGGAUUUUAUCCGCCCUUCUGUCGACCUAAAGGAUUGCAUCAAAAAUCCUGACGGCAUCUAUGAUAAGAUCGAGAAGAAAUUGCCCGAAUCACCUUGGGGAUCGGGGUGGGGCAACACGGAUUAA
Messenger RNA from Daldinia childiae, 936 nucleotides. RefSeq lists its product as uncharacterized. Bases 1 to 936 code for a protein of 311 amino acids. NCBI's taxonomy places the organism in Eukaryota, Fungi, Ascomycota, Sordariomycetes, Xylariales, Hypoxylaceae. The transcript has a single exon. The record is from RefSeq and is a predicted model, not a curated record.